CAUUCCCAUUCCAAAUCCUAAUCCUCCCUCACUCUUCUCCUCCCUUCUCCCUUGCUGUCAUUUUCGUCUCACACUUUCCCAAUCCCACACAUUUUCCUCCUCCCCAGCCCCAAAUCCAAACCAUUACAAACUCUCUCCGGCUUUUGGGGUUAGGCUCUUUUCUUUGCUUGCCAAUUUUGAACUGAAGAUAGUUAGGCUCAGAGCUGAGCUUCGUGUUUUAUUGGUGGGGAUUGGGAUUGAAGGUUUGCCUUGGAAUUCUGAUUAAGUUAGUUUUAAACUAUACUGACAACGAUGCCUCCAUUUGAGACCUCCGAUGCCGAUUAUGGUGCCGAGUUCUCGUUUGCCGUCGAAUACAGUGGCCCGCCCGUAACCUACGAUCUCCCCUGUGCCGUUCCAAUUAAAGUUGAGCGGAUUCCCGUUGCUGCCGCUGUCGCCCAGGUCUCCCUGUCUGAUAAACUGUCCCUGCCAGUGGUGCAGCCGCUCUUAGCUCCCGAUCCUCGGGGUAAAAAGUUCUCCAAAGAGCUAAAGACGUUGGGUUCUGACUCUUCUACUUUGGUUUCUCCAACUUCGGUGAUUGCGUUCGACCGAAAUAAUGGUCGUGAUUGCAAAGAGCUAGAGUUAGUUUCUGAAGCAACUGUGUCUCCUACUUCUGUGAUUGCCUUUGAGGAGGGAAAUACGAGCAAUCGGUGUUAUUUCCGGUCAGAUGAGUUGAGUAGCUCCCGUGCAUUAGAGUUUUCCAAUGGCCAGUACGCUUCCGGUGAAUUGUGUGAUGUAGCAAACAGCUCGAGAGAAUUUGGGUUCUCGUCCAUCAGUCAUGAGCAUUCCCCUGAGUUAUUAGGUGGAGCUGGGAUCUCGAGCACGAUAGAGUUUUCCGAUAGUUUCGACAAGUCACUAACAAGCUCGCUGGCCUCAAGGGUUUCGUGUAGUCAAAAGGAGAGUUUAGACACAAAUAAUGACUUGAGUCAAGCAGAUUGGGUUUCAAAUGAGUCGGUGUCGAGUUUUGAUUACCCUUCAUCUCAGGUGUCUUCUAUGAAGGUUGUGGAUGGCAAUAAUGAAUCGAAAUGCGAACUUAUACGAACCCCAGUUGUGACUUUUCGUGAUUUCGAGUCUGUUGAUGCUUUUGAUGAGGAAUAUACUCAGGAUGCGUCUGAGAAGCGAAUGCCUCAAGUGAAAGGGAAGAAAGGUUCAUGCUAUCGAUGCUUUAUGGGAAAUAGGUUCUCUGAAAAGGAGGUUUGCAUUGUCUGUGAUGCAAAAUAUUGUAGCAAUUGUGUUCUUAGAGCUAUGGGAUCGAUGCCAGAAGGUAGGAAAUGUGUUACUUGCAUUGGAUUCCCGAUUGACGAGUCAAAACGAGGGAAUUUGGGGAAGUGCUCUCGGAUGCUUAAGCGGCUGCUUAAUGACUUGGAGGUUCGACAGAUAAUGAGGACUGAGAAGUUGUGUGACGCAAAUCAGCUACCACCGGAGUAUAUUUGUGUGAAUGCACAACCUCUUUCGCAUGAGGAACUGAUUAUAUUGCAGACCUGCGCAAACCCACCGGAGAAGCUCAAACCGGGGAAAUAUUGGUAUGAUAAAGUAUCUGGUCUGUGGGGAAAGGAAGGACAGAAACCUUCAAAGAUUAUUAGUCCCCACUUGAAUGUUGGAGGUCCCAUCAAGCCAGAUGCUAGCAAUGGAAACACACAAGUUUUUAUAAAUGGACGGGAGAUUACUAAAGUAGAGCUUCGGAUGCUACAGUUGUCAGGAGUUCAAUGUGCCGGUAACCCACACUUUUGGCUGCAUGAUGAUGGAUCAUACCAAGAAGAGGGACAAAAGAAUACAAGAGGCUAUCUAUGGGGCAAGGCUGGAACAAAGCUUGUUUGUGCUCUCUUGUCACUUCCUGUUCCUUCUAAAUUUUCAAAUUCUUGUGGAGAACAAGGGAGUAAUAUAGUUAACAGAACUGUUCCUGACUACCUUCAGCAGAGAAUACUUCAGAAGCUUCUAUUAGUUGGAUAUAAUGGAUCUGGAACGAGUACUAUAUUUAAGCAGGCCAAGAUUCUUUAUAACGAAGUUCCUUUUUCUGCUGAAGAGCGAGAAAAUAUUAAGUUGAAGAUCCAGAGCAAUGUGUAUGGCUAUCUUGGUAUACUGCUUGAGGGUCGUGAAAUUUUUGAAGAAGAAGAGCUCAUUGAUUUAAAGAAAAAGCAUUGUUCUCGUAUCAUUGACCCCUCAGGGAACACAGGCAACAAUGAUGACAAAACUAUUUAUUCUGUUGGCCCAAGGCUGAAAGUUUUCUCCGAUUGGCUUCUCAAAACUAUGGUGUCAGGAAAUUUGGAAACUAUCUUUCCAGCUGCUACUCGGGAAUAUGCUCCACUGGUUGAGGAGUUAUGGAAUGAUCCAGCCAUUCAGGCCACAUACAAUCGAAGAAGUGAAUUGGAAAUGCUACCUACUGUUGCUAGUUAUUUCCUAGAGCGGGCCAUUACAGUAUUGAGAACAGACUAUGAACCGUCAAAUUUGGAUAUCCUAAAUGCUGAAGGUGUUACUUCAUUAAAUGGGCUUGCUUGUGUGGACUUCUCAUUUCCCCAGUCAGCACCUGAUGCUGACAUUGAUGCUGCUGAUCAGCAUGAUUCUUUACUUAGGUACCAGCUAAUUAGAGUACAUGCAAGAGGCUUGGGAGAAAACUGCAAGUGGCUAGAGAUGUUUGAAGAUGUUGGAAUGGUCAUUUUCUGUGUUGCCCUCAGUGACUAUGACCAGUUUUCUGUUGAUGGUAAUGGUUCUAUCACUAACAAGAUGGUGCAGAGCAGACAGUUAUUUGAAUUUAUUGUGAAUCAUUCAACCUUUGAUCAGAUGGACUUCCUUUUGAUACUAAACAAAUUCGAUCUAUUUGAGGAAAAGAUAGAACGAGUACCAUUGACUCAAUGUGACUGGUUUCAUGAUUUUCAUCCGGUGCUCGGUCGUCAUCACUCCAAUAGCAACAGCAACAGCAUCAAUAAUAGCCCUUCUCUGGGUCAUCUGGCAUCCCACUACAUUGCUGUGAAGUUCAAGAGACUUUAUUCUUCUCUCACUGGGCGGAAGCUGUAUGUUUCUCUGGUGAAGGGGCUGGAGCCUGAUACUGUUGAUGCAGCUCUUAAAUAUGCAAGGGAGAUUUUGAAAUGGGAUGAAGAGAGAGCCAACUUCAGCCUGAGCGAGUAUUCAAUUUAUAGUACUGAGGUGAGCUCCUCUCAGUGAUGUUCAAGGCAGAGAAGGCUUGUCAAUUGGGUCAAUUUCCUCUGGGACACAUUUCUUUCGGUUGUAAAUAUAAUGGUUAAGUAAAUGGAAAAGAGAAGAUUGUUUCCUCGCAUAGGCUAUUAUUGCUGAUACUUGAGAUUGGCAGGACCACAUCAGAAAGGUGAGUCUGAAUGGAUUUCCAUGUGUUUGUUUUUUUACUAUGGUUAUGUGGUCGUGCCAUCUAAGAACAUGAUUCGAAAUAUUCAUUUUGGAAACAGAAUAUGGAAUUCAUCAGGAGUAUGUAGGUAUGUAAGCAUUGUAGCCAACCCUUUUGUGAUCUUUUAUAUGAUAUGUUGGUUGUACUGAAUCAACAUACGUGAAUAUGAGAAGAUGCAGAUUCACUAUAA
Juglans microcarpa x Juglans regia is the source of this 3581-nucleotide messenger RNA. Its product is annotated as extra-large guanine nucleotide-binding protein 1-like. The transcript is spliced from 8 exons. Lineage: Eukaryota; Viridiplantae; Streptophyta; Magnoliopsida; Fagales; Juglandaceae. Gene Ontology annotation, molecular function: GTPase activity; G-protein beta/gamma-subunit complex binding; guanyl nucleotide binding. Gene Ontology annotation, biological process: G protein-coupled receptor signaling pathway. Bases 292 to 3195 code for a protein of 967 amino acids. The record is from RefSeq and is a predicted model, not a curated record.